Knipowitschia caucasica is the source of this 318-nucleotide messenger RNA. The record is from the annotation of a GenBank genome assembly. Lineage: Eukaryota; Metazoa; Chordata; Actinopteri; Gobiiformes; Gobiidae.
AUGGAGCAGGGGGUGUGGGCAGGUGUGGGGGGGAGGGGAAGGGGCCUGUCCCAGGACGUGUACCAAGGUCUGCAGCAAGUGUCAGGGCUGGACUCCAGUCUGGACCAAGUACCGGAGCUACAACUACCAAAUAACCCAACAGACAGACCCAACACCAGAGGGAGAGAAGGACCAGAACUACACCAGACCAGAGGGGAGAAGGACCAGAAGAGAGAGUGGGACCAUAGCUACAGACCCCAGACCAGAAGGGGAGAAGGACCCGAGGGCACAGAAGGAGCAGAGCUAAGGUGCUUUUGUGUGUCCGUGCGAUGCCCGUGA